This is a messenger RNA of Cheilinus undulatus (humphead wrasse), 6097 nucleotides long. RefSeq names its product galanin receptor 1a (gene galr1a). Gene Ontology annotation, cellular component: membrane. Lineage: Eukaryota; Metazoa; Chordata; Actinopteri; Labriformes; Labridae. The transcript has 3 exons. The record is from RefSeq and is a predicted model, not a curated record. The coding region runs from base 132 to 1256 and encodes 374 amino acids. Gene Ontology annotation, biological process: positive regulation of cytosolic calcium ion concentration; negative regulation of adenylate cyclase activity; G protein-coupled receptor signaling pathway. Gene Ontology annotation, molecular function: galanin receptor activity.
UUGAGCAGCCCUGGAAACAGUGGGGAGGUAUUGGUGGGAUCAGGGUGGUGACGUUGCCUCUGAGAGAGGGAGCACAUGCAGAGAUUGAUCCAAGCUUCAUUUGUGAGAAGAAGAGAUCACAGGAGGAGGACAUGAAUCCUUCACAUCAACAUGUAACUUUUUUAUCAAUAGACAAAAAGAUGGAGCUACAGGUGGAGAACCAGAGUCAGACCUUUAACACCACCAGUGUGAGGCUGCCGGGCAAACACGUAGUCCUGGGGAUGGGUGUGGAUAACUUUGUCUCUCUUCUUAUAUUUGGUCUCAUUUUUAUCCUCGGUGUGCUCGGAAACACACUGGUCAUCACGGUGCUCGCGCGCAGCAAACCGGGACAACCGAGGAGCACCACCAACAUCUUCAUCCUAAACCUGAGCGUGGCGGACCUGUCCUACCUCCUCUUCUGCGUGCCCUUCCAGUCCACCAUCUACAUGCUGCCUACGUGGGUGCUGGGCGCAUUCAUCUGCAAGUUCAUCCACUACUUCUUCACCGUGUCCAUGCUGGUCAGUAUCUUCACUCUGUCCGCGAUGUCCGUGGACAGGUACGUGGCCAUCGUGCACGCCAGAAAGUCCUCCACGAUCCGAGUGAGGAGGCACGCGCUGCUCGGUGUAAUCCUGAUCUGGAUCCUGUCUCUGGUGAUGGCAGCCCCCGUUGCGCACUACCAGAGCAUCGUGGAGAGGGAAGACAACAACACUUUCUGCUGGGAGGUUUGGCCGGAUCAGCAGAGGAAAGUCUACGUGAUGUGCACCUUUGUGUUUGGAUAUCUGCUGCCCCUCUGUUUGAUCUCAGUCUGCUAUGCAAAGGUUUUAAAACAUCUGCACAAAAAGCUGAAGAAUGUCUCCAAAAAGUCCGAGCUCUCCAAAAAGAAGACAGCUCAGACAGUCCUGGUGGUGGUCGUGGUCUUCUGCCUGUCCUGGCUGCCUCACCACAUUGUCCACCUGUGGGUGGAGUUUGGUUCUUUCCCUCUGAACCAGGCGUCCUUCGUGUUCAGGAUGGUGGCUCACUGCCUCGCCUACAGCAACUCCUCCGUCAACCCCGUCAUCUACGCCUUCCUGUCCGAGAACUUCAGGAAUUCAUACAAGCAGGUUUUUUGGUGUCAGAUGCCGAGUAAGUGUCCAGUGAACGACACCAGAGACCUCCGCGGCAGGGUGGAGGUGGCACCGUCCACAAACAUCAGUGGGAACUGUAAAGGUCACGACUCUCAGAUCACAAAGAUGAUCUGAUGUCAGUGCUGAUGGUCAGGGGAUCAGUGAUUAAAGUCUGCCUCUAACCACUGGGACACAGGUCUAAGAAACUUGGUUGCCAUAUGUUUAGACACAACAUUUAAAACAUUGUGAAUGGGAUAUACUUCUCGACUUGUAAAGCACUCAAAUGGGCAACAAACUCUUCAACAAGGCGGAAGGUUUACAGUGGGUCUAUUUGAUGAUAAAAUGGAUGUAAAGCUAGGUUUAUAUUCACAAAUAUGUGUCACAAUAUCCAAAACCAAGUGCAUUUGGACUAGUCACAAAGAAAUAACAAUAUCAUGAGCAUGAUCUCUUUACACUCCAUUAACAUGCAGGCAAUAUGCUGAAUUUAGGUGCUUAAAUAUGGGGAAAUAAACCAAAGUACAAUGGGAAUGAAGAAACAAGCUUAUGCACAACCUGGUCAAUGUCAUGAAACCAUCAAUAUUUGGCGAUAUUUAGGCAGCAAUUUCACAUUCAUCUGGGAAAGCUCCCAUACAAAGCGUGUGGACUUUUCAAAAACUUCUAGGGAGGUGAUUGGACAAAUGUUCUAUCACAGUUAUAACAGGCCAAUCAGAGCAUUAAGACAAAGUGAGGUAGUAGAUAUGUGCAGGUUCAGUGCUAACCUGAGCUUUAGGUUAGGUAUUAUGUAGUGUUUGAUCAGCAGAGCUUGUCGUUGGCUAAAAUGCAUACCGCUUUGCUCUUUAUUUAAUAAAAUAAUGGGGUUCAGUUCUGACUAAACUGUUGCUAUACAAUCACUACAUCCCAGCUAACUGCUACACUGGCAGCAGCCAUUGCUAUCAGCUCACAGUACAACAAAACCCUGCCCUAGCUGCCAAUUUGUUCUCCUUAAAUGAUGCUGAGUGGUCUGAACAAAGAAAAGGUAGAUUGGAGAUUUGCAAGAUGGAUUUGCCUGAUGGCAGACAUAGAUUCUGGCAAAUCCUUCUGCUUUCCAAGGUUGUGAGCAGGGGCGUAGCGAGGGAUUUUGGGCCCCAGAAAGAAUAUUACACAGGGCCCCCCCUUAACCAGCUAGCCAAGCAGCAGAUGUUGUGUCAUUAUUUACAUAAUUUCCCCAUUUAUGAGCAAUAAUUUUAUAAUGUUUACAUAAACCCAACUUAAUUCAUAAUUACGAGAUAAAAAAAUAAAAUAAUGAGAUUAAAAAACUAUAAUUAUGAAAGAUAAAGAAAUCGUAAUUAUGAAAUAACAAAGUCAAAAUUCUGAGUUUAUAAAAAUCAUAAUUAUGAGAUAAAAAGUCAAAAUUAUGAGAUAAAAAGUUGAAAUUAUGAGUUUAAAGAAAUCGUAAUUAUGAAAUAACAGGAAGAACUAUGAGAUAAAAAGUCAAAAUUAUGAGAUUAAAAAAAGUCAAAUUAUGAUGAAUUAUGACUUCAUCAUCUCAUAAAUUCGACUUUUUAUCUCUUAAUUAUGACUUAGGAGUCUUUUUUUAAAUUGCCUAACUCCCACAUUUUUCACAUUUUUUAAGUGGCAGAAAUGGACUACCAUACUCUUGGCUUGUGCACUCAGUAAAAUCUGUGAACAUCUCAAAGAAAAUCAAAGAAUUGUAAUUUUUUUCUCUUGUUGAAUAUUAGAUCAUGUAAUUUGGAUUAGAACUAAUUAAACCAACACCAAUCUCAUUUCUGUUUUCCUAACAAGGAAACAUAACUAAAGCUGGUUUCUGCAGCUCUGAAUCUCAACCUACCUAUGGUGUCAUGUCUCUUUAAACCUAUCAAGAGAAAUUAAAGCUGCACAUGCCCCAUAUUAUUUAAUGAUACUGUUCAUUUGUCAGGCAGGAAGUUACUGAACCCAUAUUUUAAAAUCAAUGCAUCAUUUCUUUAAAGUCACACCAAACAGGACAGUUUCAUCCCAAUAAACUAUUAAAACAGGAAAGAAGCAUUAACCAGUGCCCUCUUGUGGACAUUUAAUGUAACAGCCAAUCUUUGAAUUUCAGUACUAAAAUGCAUUCCUUUGGCCAGAAAAAGAACUUAAAAUAAGCUUAUGUCCCCUAAUUGGUGCUAUCUGCAGGAUCUUUGCAUGCAUCUAUACUGCUGUACGGAAAAAUAGGUUACCUGGUCUUCUGUGAACUGGACUUUCCUGCAUUCAAUACACUAUCCACUAAUCUUUCUGCAAUGAUACAAAAGCACACACUGCUGCCUUUAAUAGCUCUGAACAAGUGACAUGUAAUCACAGGACAAGGAAUCACUAAACAUGGAUGCUAUUUCUGUGUCACUUGAAUGGUUUCCUUUGUAUUGUGAAACAUCUAUGAUGUGCUGUAACUGAUUACUUUAAUCUGCCAGAAAUAUCUGCUAAGCUGAUUUCAGUCAGGCUCUAGUUCUGUUUGAAACUCAGUUACUGUCGUGAGGUGAGUUAAAAUGCCAUUUUCGGAAGCACAGCUUGACAAAUAAACCAAUAAACUGAGCUCUUGGUGUAAAACAUUUUGAGCAAACAGUGGAGGGUAAAAUCACAUUUUAGAGAGCUAAAUGGUCUCCCUGCAGUUAUUCAGUCUCUCCCCACAGAUUUUUCAAUAAACCUCUGAAAUCUGGGACAAAAAAUGAGAAGCUACAACCUACUUAAAGUAGGUCAUGAGUAAAAAUUAAGUUAAGCUCCCAGAGAUGUAUUUAAUCUGUGCUAUUGUGCCUGUGCAAUCAGGUGCCAACUGCUGGAUUACAAAACACUCCCUUCAGUUUCAAGCAUUAUAUUGUAAGGCUCUAUUUUAUGAUGGUAAAACACAAAGUAGGCUGAGUUUUCUGAUAAAGCAGAGAACAGGCUGUUCUCUGAUUGUCACUAUGCAAAUUUGCUGGCUUUGAUUGCAAAAAUCAAGAACAUGAGAAUCAAUACCACUACAGCUUUUGCAUUUUGCUGCAGACAGCCUCAAAGACAGGAGGCAAAGAAUAAAUAUGAUAUAAACAUAAAAGUCUUGAAAAGGGAUAAAUGUUGAGGAUAUUGAUGGACAGAGAAAGCACAGAAGGGGGUCAAGAGGAAGAGCUGGGGUGGUUUAUAUGACCCUGAUCUUGUGCCUCCAAAAUGAGUCCAGCUUAUCGCUGAGUCAGAGUUGAUAUUUGUGCAAAGUUGGGAAAAAAAUCCAUUAAAGCAUUAUUGUGAUAUUGUAUUCACAAGCAAGGGAUGAACAUGAGGCCCAUUACUUUGGUUUGGGCCUUUUACAGAGUCAAAGUGGAUAUUUGUGCAAAGUUUGAAGAAAAGUCCUGAAAGCAGGCUUGAGAUAUUAUGUUCACAAUCUCUGAGAGCAUUCUUCAGAUAUUACCUUAUCAAACAAGGAAUAGACAUGAGGCCCAACAACCUUAAAUUUUGACCUCUGACAAACAAAAUCUAACUAGUUAAUCCUGGGUCAGAAAGGAAAUUUCUAAAAAAUGUGAAGAAAAUCCCCAGAAGCAUUCCUGAGAUAUUGUCUUUACAACAGGGGAUGAACAUGAGGCCCAUGACCUUGGUCUUUGCCCUGCAAAGUCUAACCUGUCCAUCUUUGAGUCAGAGUGGAUGUUUGUGCAAAUUAUGAGUAAAAAUUCAUAGAGAUAUUAUGUUUACAGUCCCUGAAAAAAAAAAACUUUAAAUAUUACAUUUACAAACAAGGAUGAACAUGAGGCCCAUGACCUUGGUCUUUGACCUCAUAAAUCUUACCUGUCUAUCCUUGAGUCAGCACCGAUAUUCAAAGUGCAAAGUUUGGGAAAAAAAAAACCUGAAAGCAUUCUCGUGAUAUCACAUUUAUAAAUAAGGGCUGAACAUGCCCCCAUAGAUCUUGAUUUUUGACCUCUGAAAUUUUUGUCCAUGAGUCAGAGUGGAUGUUUUUGCAAGUUUGAAAAAAUUCCUCCAAGCAUUCAUGAGAUAUCAUGUUUACAAACAAGGCGUGAACAUGAGGCCCAACUACUUGGACUUUCAACCUCUGACCUACUAAAUCUACUCAGGUUAUCCUUGACUCAGAGGGACAACAUUGUUGGAGAAACAUAUUGAUGAGAUAUCGUGUUCACAGGAAAGGGAUGAACAUGAGGCCCAAUAACCUUUAACCUAUUACCUCUAAAAUGUAAUAAAUUCAUCCUUGAUUCAGAGUUGACAUUAGUACAAAAGCUUUCUUGUACUUUUACAUUCACAAUCAAGGUAUGAACAUGAGGCCCAAACACCCCUGUAUUUGUCCUGUAAUGCCUGUAAACUUUAAGUCAGAGGAGACAUUCGUGCAAUGUUUGAGGGAAAUUUCUAAAAGCAUUGCUAAUGGACUGACAACACGAAAAAAUUAAGGCCUACCACCAUGACUGUUGCUGGCACCAAGGUUUGAAAACUCAGUGCCAGGAGUCGUGCAGUUCUUGUCCUGUUUGUCUUUAAUAUAACGUUCACAUGUGCAACUCAAACCUACAAUGAACUCCGACAUCUGCUGGCGAGAAUCUAGAAUUUUCUGUCUGCUCUCUAACAGGAAAUGAUGAUUUCAACUGGUUUCACUUCUACAUGAAAAACUGCAAACAUUCCCUUCAAAAUAAUUGUACAAAAUGUGUGUAAAUAAAUGUCUGUAAAUAUGUCUUACAAAAAAGAAAUGAUUAAAUGAUACUACACACAAAUCAUGACUGCACUUCUUCAUACAUGUUCCUCAGCUGUCACACAUGAUUGAUACUGUUCUCCUGUAAUCAGUUUACCAAGCAGAUCAGAGCUGGUGAUGUUUUUGAUCAGAUAACUUCCUUUUCUUCCCCAGGGUAGAUUUUAAAUAAGAUACUUUUUUUUUUUUUUUUUUUUUUUUACAUAUCAUACAUAUGAUACUGCCUGUCCCUCUCUGCAGUCAUCCCUACAUGGAAUAAAAUUGAUUUUCAUUCAUUUCUCAUGGCAUCUGGAAAGAGAGAGAGAGCGUUUUUUGA